Messenger RNA from Prunus mume (Japanese apricot), 576 nucleotides. RefSeq lists its product as uncharacterized. The record is from RefSeq and is a predicted model, not a curated record. Lineage: Eukaryota; Viridiplantae; Streptophyta; Magnoliopsida; Rosales; Rosaceae.
AUGGCAGGCUCUCGCAAAGGUUUAAAAAUCUUUGCUGCUGUCACUGGCAUUCUCCUCAUUGUCAUCUUAGUUGUUCUAGUCGUUCUGUUCGUUACAAUCUUUAAACCCAAAGAACCUUCGAUCUUCACCAAGCCGGUGACCCUAGAAAGCUUUGAAUUGGUAGUUACUCCAGUGGUAAGGUUGAAUGUAUCAAUUGGAAUAUUGAUCACAGUGAAAAAUCCAAACUAUGGAGGCUUUAAGUAUGAAAACAGCACAGCUCAUAUCAGUUAUCGUGGGAAUGUCGUCGCUGAAGCUCCGAUCGAAGAAGACACAAUUCCAGCCCGUGCGACUCAUAACAUCACCUCUUCUGUGAGUAUUUUAGCUGAUAAAUUGGUUACUGAUACCCAUUUUAUGGGUGAUGUGAUUUUGGUUGGGGUAUUGAAUUUUACUUCAGAAACCACCCUGCAUGGCAAGGUGAGCUUGUUGAAGGUCUUUAAGAUGAAGGCAACUAGUUAUAGCGAAUGCAACAUCUCUAUCACGAUCAAAACCCAGAGCGCUGACUCCGUUUGUAAAUCCAGGGUAGAAUUGAAGAAAUAA